AUGGAGCUGGAUGUCCUCGUGUGCUCCACGUCGGGCAAGCCUAUUUUCCGCCACAGGGUUGCGUUCGCGAGCUCCCUGCAAGGUCUCUUGUCCUUCGUGGCUUGUACGCAGCACGAGGAGCUGCUGGAGCUGCAAGCGGCGGGCUGUCAAUGCGUGUUCCGCAGCUCCGAGAGUCUCACUGACGAGACACCGAGCUUUGCCUCGCAGUGUCUAAAGCACCUUUUACAGCUGCUACAGGGCCAGAUCCUGUUCGUGCUGAGCGACCGAGGGCUCGACGUGCUGCGACGACAGCCAAGUUACGACCUUCGAGAGCUUCUCAAUGGCACUGAGAGAGUCACGAGAUCGUUAACGGAGCUGUGGGCGACGAAUCCGAUGCUCCGGUUCAAGGACUGCGGAGUACCGUUCGUACGGCUGAAACCCGAGAAGCGUCGAGAAGUCACGAGGGCCCUGGAGGUUGAGGAGAACACUGCGACACCCUCUAUGAUCUGUGGGCUGUUGUUGGCUAAUGAGCAAGUGGUGGCGAUCGCUCAGCCAAACAAGAAACAGUUCAGUAUACUUGUCGACGAUUUAUUACUGCUGAUCAACUUCGUGUACCAAACACCAUCUCUAGCCACUAGCGAGACAUGGACGCCAAUCUGCUUGUCCAACUUUAAUGCUCGAGGAUUUCUGUACGCGUACGUGGUUUUCUUGACUACCGACGUGUGUCUACUGCUUCUUAGCAGUCAGCAGUCCCCAGAGCAAUUCCCACAGUUUCAAGCGAAGAAAGAAUACGUAGCCCAUCGACUGCAGGAGAUUGGGGCGAUCGAGGCGAUCGAUUCUUCCAUAAAGAACCACUCGCAGUGGCAACCUCAUAGCGAUCUCCCACUACUGCACCACUUCAUCUACAAGAACGAACUUACGGGGGAAUGUGCGGAACCCGAGCUGGCUUUCCCAUUCGAUGAUAACGACAUUGGCACUCGCGUACAAUUACUAAAUCAGUACGCCAAACUGCAGCAUCUUAUGUUUUCUACACCAUCCGAUCCUCAAAAACGCGAGAGCCAAGUGUUGGGCAAGCGAUUGUCUUCACUACAAGAAACCACAGCGGCGCGUUUAGUGUACGAACGUAGUGACUCGGGUCUGUUCAUGGGCAUGUGUAGCGCUGACUAUCGAGUUUUCGUGUGGUUCGACUCGCUCGCUACCAUUUCGGACGCUCGAGAACAAAUUCAAGUGCUUCUGGACCGACUUCGACAUGACGAAGAGCUCAUGUCCGUCGCACUCUUCCUGUCCACUAGCGGAUUCCCGUCAGUCAGGUCACUUGGGAUGUGGCCGUGA
Messenger RNA from Phytophthora infestans T30-4, 1311 nucleotides. RefSeq lists its product as uncharacterized. The record is from RefSeq and is a predicted model, not a curated record. Gene Ontology annotation, biological process: protein targeting to vacuole; vesicle-mediated transport. NCBI's taxonomy places the organism in Eukaryota, Oomycota, Peronosporomycetes, Peronosporales, Peronosporaceae. The transcript is spliced from 5 exons. The coding region runs from base 1 to 1311 and encodes 436 amino acids.